This is a messenger RNA of Pseudophryne corroboree (corroboree frog), 678 nucleotides long. RefSeq names its product dynein light chain Tctex-type 2B (gene DYNLT2B). Gene Ontology annotation, cellular component: cytoplasmic dynein complex; cytoplasm. Gene Ontology annotation, molecular function: dynein intermediate chain binding. Lineage: Eukaryota; Metazoa; Chordata; Amphibia; Anura; Myobatrachidae. The coding region runs from base 179 to 550 and encodes 123 amino acids. Gene Ontology annotation, biological process: microtubule-based movement. The transcript has 5 exons. The record is from RefSeq and is a predicted model, not a curated record.
CCGAUAGGCGGCAGUGGCACUGCCACAUGACAUACAAUUCACUUUGCUGCGCUCCGAAACAGGAAGUGUCUUACACACCGGAAGUGAUGAUGGCCGCAAUGGUUACCAUGGUGACGGGCACGCCGGUGGUGUUCUGACAGGUUGUGUCCUUAGUCCCUGCAGCGGCUGCAGCCCAGCUAUGGGGGAGAGCGGAGAUAAUAAUUCAUACACUAUCCGGCCUAACUUCCAGCACAAAUUUAGAACUGCAAUAGUAAAGGAUUGCAUUCAAUCUGUGCUGAAGAAAGAACUCAAAAGUAAACAGUAUAUACCUGAAGAGAUUCCACAAUUGACCCGUUUUUUGUCAGAAACUAUAAAAGAUCAACUGAAAGAAUUGGGUUUCGAUAGAUACAAAAUAGUGGUGCAAGUUGUGAUUGGUGAACAAAGAGGAGAAGGCGUGAAAAUGGCUGCCAGAUGCUUCUGGGAUGCUGAUACUGAUAACUAUGCUGAAGAUGUUUUCAUGAAUGAAUAUCUUUUUUGUGUUGUUGCUGCAUUUGGAUGUUUCUACUAUUAAGAAGACACGCAAUUAUUUACAUGUGAUAUUACUACCUUACUGUCAGCACAAAUAUUAUGAUGCAUUUUCUUCACACAAUAAGAAAUGCAUAAAUAUAUUGGUGUAAAUAAAUACAUUGUUGUAUCAUU